AUGUGUCCCUCCUGUCAAGCUCGUCUCCUCGUCAUGCGCGACCUCGAGCAGCAGCUGGCCAGCAGGAGGAGUGGGCGCAACCUGUCACGGGACCUUCUCCUCAUCCAGCAGAGCCGUUCGCAUCCCACCGGCAUCGGCCUGACCUUUCACCGACGUUUCGAUCUCCUCCUCGCACACUACCUCUUCGGGCUGGAGGAGGAGGAGGAGGAGGAGGAGGAGGAAGGGAGGAGCCAAGUGGAGGCGUUGCUCUCAGCUGGAGAGCUCAGUUGCUGCUAUGACCGCAGCAAGUGCAUCCUUGACCUCUCCCUCGACACCUCCACCAUGAAGUGGAACGUGUCAAGGGACCUCCGCCUCCGGCGACUCCCCAGCUGGGCCGCAAACUUGUCGGUCCCAGUCCGCGUGCUGGACGUGUCCGGGAACCCCUCACUCCUCAGCCUCCCCGUGGACGACCUUCAGAGCAAGAAUCCUCUCCUCGAAGCGCUCAUCUGCAACCGAUGCCCCUCCCUCAGCCUGCCGCCCCCCGAGAUCGCCGACCAGGGAGGAGAGGCUGCGCUCAAGUACCUGCAGCGGGUGCAGGAGGCGAGCAUACAGAACAAGCACAUGCACCUGAUCCUCAUUGGCAAUGGAGAGGCCGGCAAGACGAGCGUCCUUCACGCCCUCCAGUCCGCUGAGAGCAGAGCUGGGAAGAUCGACGAGGACACGGGCCGUACCAUAGGCAUCGACCUGAAGCACUGGAGUCUGGAGGAGGAGGAGGACGGGCUGACGUUUGACGUGAUGGACUUCGGAGGGCAGGCGGUGUAUACCAAGACAAACUUGUACUUCCUAGUCCGACGGGCCCUCUACCUCCUCGUGUGGAACGUGAGGUCGCAGGCUCCCGGGCAGGGAGAGGGGGAGAGGAUGAGAAUGGGAGAAGAGCUGGAGACUAGCGUAUCCCUGUGGCUGCGAGCGAUCCAGGCGAGAGUGCCGGGAGCGAAUAUCCUGCUGGUGGCCACCCAUGUGGACUUGGGGACGAGGGAGGAGGUGGAGGAGCAGUGCGAGGCGGUGAGGCGAUGCGUGUUGGAGGAGAAGAGGCUGAUGGCGAGGCACGAGGUCGAGACCAUCCUCCCGCUCAACGUCAUCAACGAGGGGGAGAGCAUGCGGGUCAGCUCGGUGACGGGGGAAGGGGUGGCGGAGCUGCGAGCCGCGAUCUGCAGGGUGGCGAAAGGGCUGCUGUGGUGGAAGGAGAGGAUUCCAAGGAGCUUCUUGCAGCUGAAGGAGGCGGUGACGAGGAGGGCGCAGGAGGAUCGCUCCUCCAUCGACCUGCGGGAGUACAGGGAGAUGAUGGAGGGAGCAGAGCUGGACAGAGACGAGAUGGUCGUUGCCACCACCUUCCUGCAUGAGACGGGCGUGCUGAAGUACUUCGGCAAGGCGCUGAGGAGGACGAUCGAGCAGGAGGAGGUGGAGAGGAGGGAGAGGUACUCGUUUGAGGACACGGUCUUCAUCGAUCCCUUCUGGAUCGUCGAAGUCUUCAAGGGCAUCUUGCGGCACGAGUGGCAAGCUCUGAUCGACUUCUUCCAGCAGGAUCCCAGCAGGUCGAAGAUGGUGAAGAGAAUGCUUCACCUGGGCGUUAUCCACGAGUUUCUCUUCCCCUUCCUCUGGCCCCAGCACCCGCACCAGCUGGGAGGAGACUUUUGGAAGCUCAGCACUGAGCCGAGCAGGCGCAUAGACACAGAGAAAGCUGUCGCCCUCCUGCGUGGUUGCGAUCUUGCCCACUUCCUCCCUACUCCCACUCAUCUCCUGCACGACAAGCAGCUUGCAGACUCUUCUUCUUCCUCGUCCCCCCCCCCCUCCUCGUUGAGGAAGGAGCUUCUGUGCCCUGGCAUCAUCCCACACUUCGUGCGGGAGCACAGGUAUCCCAUCCAAGAAGCGACGAGCUUGCACCUGUGCAUGCGGAUCGUAUACAGCUCGCUGCCUCCUGGCUUCGUUGACCGCCUCAUCGUCAAGUGCGCUUCGAGGUACAAGGACGUCGACUGUAGCGCCUCCAUGGCGGCGUUCUUCGGCUGGGGGAGAGUGCUCCUCUUGCGCUGGGAGGAGGAGAGGAGCAGCAGCUCGCUCGUCGCGCACGCAUCAACGGAGCAGAUGCUGAGCAAUCUUGACAAGGACGUGACGUCACUGGAGGCGUUCUUUCCCGGGCUGAAGCGAUUCAAACGAGAGGUCACAGGGAAGGAGGACGGCGACUUUGAGCUGGUCCAGGUUGGAAUCUUCUGCCAGGGUGAAGAGAGCAAGAGACUGGCGGACGAGCUUCGUUCUGAGCUUCUGCUGCGAUAUGCCAAAGAGCACGGGACCCCCGCCAGGGUCGUUCCAACGUUCUCUUACACUCAGUCUUCCGCUUCCUCCGUCGCAUUCUUCUCUGGUGAAGUCCUGGAGCUCAGCACACUCACGCGUGUGGUCAAGGAUGCAAAUGAGCAGGGGGAGGAGGAGAGGGAGGAGGAGGAGGAGGAGGGCAGGGAGGAGGAAGAUUUCAGAGAUUGUAUCGUGCACAUCUUGCUGAUCUCCAAAGGAUGUCUGAGGUCGAGCGAUGGGGAGGAGUCUGCCUUCUUGAACUUGUGGAACAGCCUGACUGCGAAGAGAGCAGCGAUCGUUCCCGUUGUGCUGCAAGACUAUGUCGAGGACAUCCGAGACUUCACUCGGUGGUGGCCGGAGGGAGUGAGUGGGAUGGAAAGAUAUCGAAUCUUUCAUAGUUUCUCGCGCUCCGAUGAGUCGAUGAACAAGUUGUAUCAGACUGUCAUGAACAAGUUGGACCUGUGGAGAGGAAGGAGCACUGAAGAAACAAUCUGCGUCAACGACCAGAACCGUCUCAAGUGCAAGGAGUGCUUCAGGUCGUUGGAUGACAUGUCGGAGAUUGGGGAGUUCGAACUUCCUGACGACAUCUUGGAGGUAGAAGGCGCAAUGGAGACAGUGUUGAGCUGCAGCAAGCGCGGUCACUUGUCAACCCUCGCUGACGUCAUUGACUUCAACAACUCCUGUGCUCCUUGUCCUCUGUGCGUCAAGCACAACCGGGUUCCCUUCUUCUUCAACAGGAUGGAGUGUAUCAGCAAGCUCUACGGCGACCUGACCGCCUGCGUGACAUGCGGGGAGUGUGCAGGAUCGAUCAACGUUGUCGACAUUACCCCUCCUCAAGUCUUUAUCAGCUACCAGUGGGGCCACGGAGGCGUCACGCAGACGCUGGCACGGCAGGCAAAGCGCUUCAUCGAGACGAGGACGGAGCUCUUGUGCUGGCUGGACGUGGAGGGAGGGAUCCUGUGCGGGGAGGAUCAUAUCAUGAAGAUGAAGCUCGGGGUAGAGCGAUGCGACGUCUUCAUUGCCUUUAUGAGCGACAAGUACGUCAAGAGCGAGAACUGCAGGAGGGAGUUCGCGCAAGCCUGUGAAGCCAACAAGUUCAUCAUCCCAGUGAUGGUGCCGAUCCUCUUCGAUGAGAGGAGUGACAGCGACGAGCUGAGAGAGUCAGAGUCGGGCUGGAAGGGGGAGACGGCGACUGACGAUUGGUGGAAGCGAAUCUCAGCCAUGGAAGGGACGCGAGAGGUGGAGGUCAGGUGGAGCCACCUGGCGUCAUUCCAGAGGAGGGUAGAGCUGAGGGCGGAGAAGCAAGAGGAGGGAGGGGAGGUCAGGGCGGACGAGUCUUGCCUCGACCUGCUCCUCGCCAUCCUCCAGUCUCGAAUCUACCGAGGCAACUUCGUGAACCACGUGGCCAAGAGCCCUCUCAAGUCGCUGCCAGGAGGGUCAGGCAAGAGUGUCCUAGCUAAGAAGCUGAGCGUACGAGUCGACGAGGACAGGAGGGAGAGGAUGUUGACUAGGAAGAAGUCAAGGCACAAGAAGGUGGCGUUCGUCCCCGACCCGACCAUGUUCGAGUUCCAGAGGAUCGACAAGCAAGGGCAAGGGAGGCUCUCCUGCGAUGUGCUCUUCGAGGGCCUCCUGCAUCGCUGGGACCAGGACGAGCUCAGCAUGCUCUUUGACGCCAUGGUCGUCAGCCGAGACGGUUCCGUGACCCUCGACGAGUUCCUGCGGGCUGUGCAGAAACUUCCGCAGACUCCCCGACUGUAG
Guillardia theta CCMP2712 is the source of this 4080-nucleotide messenger RNA. RefSeq lists its product as hypothetical. The record is from RefSeq and is a predicted model, not a curated record. The transcript is spliced from 4 exons. Gene Ontology annotation, biological process: signal transduction. The coding region runs from base 1 to 4080 and encodes 1359 amino acids. NCBI's taxonomy places the organism in Eukaryota, Cryptophyceae, Pyrenomonadales, Geminigeraceae. Gene Ontology annotation, molecular function: calcium ion binding.